Molecule: messenger RNA, 1382 nt
Organism: Phytophthora nicotianae INRA-310
Lineage: Eukaryota; Oomycota; Peronosporomycetes; Peronosporales; Peronosporaceae
Exons: 1
Coding region: 55-1179 (374 amino acids)
Source: RefSeq, a predicted model, not a curated record
AACUUUGCAUCGAUCACAUUACCUCCUCUUCUAAGAGACCAACCAACUCCAGUGAUGACUACUACGUUGCUUUCGCCUGGCCGCCUCGGUGUCCGCGCGCUCCAGGCGCUCUGUUCUGUGCUGGCCAUGAUCUUCACUUCGCUUGGUUACAUCAAGUUCACGUCAGGCCAACUGAGCAGCGGAUCGGCCAUCUACACCACGAUCGCCUGCUACUCAGCUAUGCUUUGUGGUCUCUACUACGUCAUUCCGGUUGGCGUGCUCAAGCUGACCUCCAGUGCUCCUAAGGUGCUGUACCAGCGUGUCGUUGACGGUGCUUUGGUGAUCGCACUCCUGGUCGCCGGCAUCGUGCACGCGACGUCCGAUGCGGUCAAGGACUGCUCGUCGUACAACACCAUGUUCGAGACUUACCACGGCUCAGCACUCUUCCGCUGCGGCAACAUGACCACUGCCAUCGUGCUCACGUUCGUGACGUGUGGGCUGUUCCUGGUCACACUCGUGUGGAGCUUCGUGCGUGACUCGUGCAAGUCGGUGAACGGCGACAACCUGCAGACUGCUCUGACUGAUGACAACGGCUACGCGAUCGCCAGCACUCCUGGCAAGAAGAACGGGCCAUCCAGUGCGUCGGCUACGGUGGAUUUGGACGCGCAACACCCGGGACUGAAGAUCGUUCGCUGCACCGGCCGUACGCUCCAGUUCGCGUGCUCCGUGGUAGCACUGGUGUGCAUUGUGCUGGGCUACAAGCACUACUACACGGGCCAAUACAUCGAACCCAAGGCGACGUACGCCAUCCUCAUGGCUUACAGCGGUGUGCUAUACUCACUGUGGCACAUGGUGGCGGUCGAGACGCUCAAGCUGUCGCGCCACCCGGCCGUGGGCGUCGAGCGCUUCAUGGACGCGCUGGUUGCGGUGGGUCUCCUGGUUGCUGGUAUUCUCUUCGCCACAUCCGCGCAGGUCUCGGAUUGCUCGACGACUAACGCGUCCUUCGCGACCUACCAUGGCUCGACACUGUUCCGCUGCGGCAGCAUGAACACGGGCUACAUCUUCACCUUCAUCGCUGUGGCUCUGUACCUCGUGACGUUCGCACUGAGCUUUCUGUACCGCUCCACCUCGGCUUCGAAUGACGCGGACAGCAACCACUCGGGCGAGACGCACGCUUCGGACGCGGGCCAGCAGGUGUAAGACGGAUCGGGCAAGUUAAAGUGCGGAACAAGUGGGUCUUCCGGCUGCUACGCUUGAUCACUGUGUCGGAUAUUGAGUCAGCAUGAGUAGUGUUCACAGUAGCUUGCUUCAGUGUAUGCAGGCUAGUGUUGUCCUCACGCAGAGAAAAUAUACAAACAAGAGUCCCGUGAUGUCAUGAAAAUGUUCCAAAAGAUAUGAUGAAC